AAUGCGUUCUCUUUAAGAAUGUUAAAAAAUUCAGAAAACAAUUUCAAAUACAGUUUAAAUACCAGAAACUAUACAAGUAGCUCCAAGAAAAAUGUUUAACUUUAAAGACUUUGAAAGUUUAACAAAAUUUAAACUUUCAUUAAAUAAUACAUUUGUAGCAUGUGCCACUUUCAUAUAUUACACAGGAAAUAUAUCUUUUAAUUUAUUACCAUUUGCCCUCGCAACUUAAUUAAUGGCUAUGAGUUCUUAAACAACAAAUUAACUAAUAGAAAUAAAUUUCGACAAAUUAAUGAAUAGAACAAUGAAUAGGCCCCUUCCUUCAGGUCUCAUAACCAAAGAAAAUGCUUAAUUUAUAAUAUUGGCCACAUAUUUAUCUUCCAAUGCAUUAUUUUACAUGUACUAUCCCUUAACUACUCUAUAUGUAGCAAAUACGAUUUAUUUCAGUUAUAUUCUUAUAUAUACCCCUCUGAAAAGAAUCACUUAGUUAAAUACUCCUGUAGGGGCUGUUAUAGGUGCUUUAACUCCUUUUUUAGGUUAUGUGGCUGCUGGGGGUAAUCUUUUAAACCCCUAUCCUUUAUAUUAUUUUUUGUAUUUAGUUUUUUGGUAACAUUAGCAUUUUUUUGGAAUAUUAUGGUAAUAUUAAAAAGACUACUAAAAGGCAGGAUAUAUUAUGUGCACUGAUAAAAAAUAAGCGAUAGGGUAUAUGGGAAUAAGCUUUAUACUUAAUUUAGUAGGAAAUUAUUAUUUGGUUUUUUCAUUGCCGAUUUGUUUUGGGGGUAGUUGUGGCUGUUUUUUAAUAUUAUGUUCGGCAUAUUAUAAAUAUUUUAUUAUUCCAGCUUAUUAGUUUUAUUAAAAUCCUAAUUUUGUUAAUGCCUAUAAACUUAAAAAAGGAUCGUAUUUCCAUAUGAUAGCUUUCUUUACAUUACUUGCAAUCCCUGUUGGGGUCAGAAUUAUAGAAAAAUAUAUUAAAAAUAAUAAAAAUGACGAGGUGUAAAA
Ichthyophthirius multifiliis is the source of this 996-nucleotide messenger RNA. RefSeq lists its product as hypothetical. NCBI's taxonomy places the organism in Eukaryota, Ciliophora, Oligohymenophorea, Hymenostomatida. The transcript has a single exon. The record is from RefSeq and is a predicted model, not a curated record.